Messenger RNA from Brienomyrus brachyistius, 2416 nucleotides. RefSeq names its product polycystic kidney disease 2-like 1 (gene pkd2l1). The record is from RefSeq and is a predicted model, not a curated record. The transcript has 14 exons. Lineage: Eukaryota; Metazoa; Chordata; Actinopteri; Osteoglossiformes; Mormyridae. The coding region runs from base 26 to 2416 and encodes 796 amino acids. Gene Ontology annotation, biological process: detection of mechanical stimulus; potassium ion transmembrane transport. Gene Ontology annotation, molecular function: calcium channel activity; calcium ion binding; muscle alpha-actinin binding. Gene Ontology annotation, cellular component: membrane.
UCCAAAGUCGAGGCUUCACUCCGUCAUGCUGGAGAAGCAGGCAGAGGCUCCCUUUGGCAUGCAGCUGCAGUGUGAGAUGGACAGCCUGGGCCGCAGGGCCUGGGUGAAUCCCGCGUACAGCGGCUCCCCUCCGCCCUCGCCCCUCACCAUCAGCGCCAUCUGCAGCACCGGGGCCGGCCCGGGUAAUCCGUACGAGCCGGCAGCGACCCCCACGGCGAACGGGGGCAAACCAGAGCGCCAAGUGAAGGAGAAAAGGGCAGGCUGCUGCUCGUAUAUCGCCAGAGGGAUACGCGGACUGUGGGGGACCACACUGACAGAGAACACCGCGGACGACCGCGAGCUCUACAUGAAGACCAGCCUGAGGGAGCUGCUCAUAUAUGUCUUCUUUCUGGUGGACAUUUGUCUCUUGACUUACGGCAUGACCAGCACCAGCGCCUACUACUACACUCAAGCCAUGACCGAUCUUUUCGUCAACACAGCCAGUAACAGUGGAGUCACCUUUCAGUCCAUUGGUUGUCAGGCAGACUUUUGGUCUUUCACACAGGGUCCCCUGCUGGACGGCCUCUACUGGACCACCUGGUACAACAACCAGCCUCUCCUACCCCAAGGACACUCCUUCAUCUACUACGAGAAUCUCCUUCUGGGAGUGCCCCGCAUUCGGCAGGUCAAGGUCAAGAACAACUCCUGCACCGUCUAUAAGGACUUUCGGCAAGACAUCACAGGCUGCUACAACUCGUACGACAGCCAGAUAGAGGAUGAGAGUCCAUUUGGCCUCAUCAAUGGAACUGCCUGGACCUACCACACAGAGGCGGAGCUCAACGGUUCGUCCCAGUGGGGAAUUCUGGCAACAUACUCUGGAGGGGGGUAUUAUCAGGAUCUACAGGCGACGGUGCAAGACUCAGCUGAUGUUCUCCAGGAGCUCAUGAGCAACCUGUGGCUGGACCGAGGAACCAGGGCUGUCUUCAUCGACUUCUCCACCUACAACGCCAACAUCAACCUGUUUUGUGUCAUCAGCCUGCUUGUUGAGUUUCCUGCAGCAGGGGGCGCCGUCACUUCCUACCAGUUCAGGACGGUGAAGCUGAUUCGCUACGUCAGCACCUGGGACUUCUUUGUCUUUGGCUGUGAGAUGGUUUUUUGCCUCUUCAUUUUGUACUACAUUGUGGAAGAGAUCUUGGAACUUCGUAUCUACAGAUUGUCCUACUUCACCAACAUCUGGAAUAUUCUGGAUGUGGUGGUCAUACUGCUUUCCAUCAUUGCUAUUAUAUUCAAUGUCUUUCGGACGGUCCAAGUGAAUAAUUUACUGGGAAGGCUUUUGAAAAACCCGGAAAAUUAUGAAGACUUCCAUUUUCUUGCGUUUUGGCAAACACAGUAUAACAACAUGAAUGCAGUCAAUCUCUUCUUCGCAUGGAUUAAGAUAUUUAAAUACAUCAGCUUCAACAAGACGAUGAGUCAGCUGUCAUCCACACUGGCUCGCUGCGCCAAGGACAUCGUGGGCUUCGCCAUCAUGUUCUUCAUCGUGUUUUUCGCCUACGCUCAGCUCGGCUACCUGCUCUUUGGCUCCCAAGUGCAGACGUUCAGCACCUUCUUUACCUGCAUCUCCACUCAGUUCAGAAUAAUCCUGGGGGAUUUCGAUUACAACGCCAUCGACCAAGCCAACAGGGUCCUGGGGCCCAUAUAUUUUGUCACAUUUGUGUUCUUCGUCUUCUUCGUACUCCUGAACAUGUUCCUGGCUAUUAUCAAUGACACAUAUUCUGAAGUCAAAGAGGAAUUAUCUAAGGAUCAGGAUGAGUUUCAGUUCACCGACAUCAUCAAGCAGAGUUAUAUGAAGACCUUCAUGAAGCUGAAACUUAAAAAAGAGAAGAUCUCAGAUGUGCAGAAGGCCUUGCAGACUGAAUCUAAAGAACUCGAGUUUGAGGAGUUCAGAGAAACCCUGAAGGAAAUGGGCCACAGUGAUCAAGAGAUUUCAGCAACCUUCUCUACGUUUGACCAGGAUGGAAACCAUGUUCUGGAUGAGGAAGAGCAGAGGAGGAUGAAGCAGGAGCUGGAAGCUAAACGGGACGCUCUCAGUGCCGAGCUACAGAACCUUGGAAAAAGCUAUGGGGACAAAAAGCUCCAGGAGUCUGCAGAGCUCUGCAACCUGGAGAAGACCAGCGCUGUCAACCCUGAGGAAUUUCAAAGGCUCAUGAGGCAGGUGGUGCAGCUGGAGCGCUCACUGGCCGUGCUCACGUCCCAUGUUGACUCCAUCACGGCUGAGGUGCAGUGGCUGCAGGGGAACAAAAGCGGACACAAAGACGUCCCGGGCAGACAGGCGGGGGGCCGGGCCCAGGUGGGUAUCGCAUUUCUCUGCGCCCAUUCACAGCGCAACAAACAACAUGACGCAAAUGCACCACCGCAGCUCUCCAGAGAUCCUUUAUAA